Messenger RNA from Penicillium chermesinum, 888 nucleotides. RefSeq lists its product as uncharacterized. Bases 1 to 888 code for a protein of 295 amino acids. Gene Ontology annotation, cellular component: cytoplasm. Gene Ontology annotation, molecular function: oxidoreductase activity, acting on the CH-OH group of donors, NAD or NADP as acceptor. The transcript is spliced from 2 exons. The record is from RefSeq and is a predicted model, not a curated record. NCBI's taxonomy places the organism in Eukaryota, Fungi, Ascomycota, Eurotiomycetes, Eurotiales, Aspergillaceae.
AUGGCACAGUUUACGGCAGAGCCGUUUUCUGUUACUGGCAAGACAGCUAUUGUCACAGGCGCAGGUUCUGGAAUCAACCUCUGCUUUGCUCAGCUUCUCAUCUGGCGGGGCUGUAAUGUCGCUUUAGCAGACCUGUCCCUUCGACCAGAGGCGCAAGAACUAGUGGAUAGCUAUAGUUCGAAAGAAGCAUCUCCUCGCGCAGUAUUCAUCCCGACAGAUGUCACCAAAUGGCCAGAGCUCGAGAACCUGUUCGACAAAACGCUUGAAGAGUUCGGUGGAUUCGACAUCGUCUGUCCCGGCGCCGGCGUAUAUGAGCCCUCGUGGUCGAACUUCUGGCUCCCUCCCGGCUCAAAGCAGAGCAGGGAUGACCCCCAGUCGGGGCGAUAUGCAGAGUUGGAUAUCAAUCUGACUCACCCUACGCGGGCAACCCAGUUGGCAAUAUCGCAUUGGCUGUACCCGGGAUCGAAGGCAGGCGAGGCGCGCGCGGCAGUCUCCCUCAAGAACCCCAAGCGCAUCAUCCAUAUUGGAUCCGUCGCUUCACAGGUUCCUGUCUUCAGGGCUCCUCUCUACGGCGCCUCCAAGUUCGCGAUCGCGGGCUUGGUCCGCUCAUUGGCGGACCUGGAGCCUCUGCAUGGGAUUCGUGUGAAUGCGGUUGCUCCAGGCCUCGUGAAGACGCCUCUUUGGACGGAACAUCCCGAUAAAUUAGCCAAUAUAGACCCUACUCGGGAUGCCUGGGUGACACCCAUGGAAGUUGCUGAGGCCAUGUUGAACUGUGUGGAGAGCGGGUCGAAGAUUGGUGGAACUGUCGUUGAGGUGGGCGCUGGCAGAACUCGCGUCGUUCCUUGGUACAACGCGCCCCCUCCGAUCCCAGUCCCCAAGCUGGACUGA